Messenger RNA from Pseudopipra pipra, 777 nucleotides. It is a transcript of the gene KRCC1, whose product is annotated as lysine rich coiled-coil 1. Lineage: Eukaryota; Metazoa; Chordata; Aves; Passeriformes; Pipridae. The record is from RefSeq and is a predicted model, not a curated record.
AUGCAGAAAACAGCGCUUGUCAAUCUCACAGAGAAAUCAAAGAAAACACGUUGCUCCUUUCAAGAUGAAUUAACAGGUUGUGUUGAAGUUCAGAAAAGGACAGAUCUAGAGCCAAGAAGGGAUUUAGGAAAAGAAAAAGAGGAAGAGUUUCAAGAUAAAAACAUUGAAGGCAGAGGUGACCUUGGUGAGGUUGUAUCUUCAAACUUGAGGUGUGAACAAGGCGAGCAUUCCAGCCUUUUCUCAAAAAAACAGUCUCCUACAAACGGGGAAAAGAGAUUGCCAAGCUGGUCAACAGCUUGUGAGCAUGCACUAGAAAAGACACCUAAUUGUCUCUCUAACAAGGGAUACUGUAAAGAAGAACAAAUAUCUGAGGUGGCCACCAUCAGAGAUAAGAGCUCCAGCCAUUCAGAAUCUAAAGGCAACUACAGGCUUGUGCUUGCUGAAACUUCUACCAGCUCAUACAGAAACGAACAGGAAUCUCAGAUAAAACAUUUCAAAGAACACAUCAGUGAAGAGCUGGAGUAUAAAAAAGAAGCCACAAAGCAGAAAAGAAAGAAAAAUAGUGAAGGUGCAGAUUGUGGAAAAGAAAACGAGAAUAAAAAGAGAAUUAAAUUUAAGCUAGACUUGGUAAAUGAAAAGAAGUCAAGAACUUCUAAAGGCAAAACACUUAAGGAGAACCCCCCAGAGAAAGAAAGAAAAAAGGAUAAUAAGAAGCCUCAGGCAAAUAUCAAAACAGAAGAGGAGCUACCCUGGGAUGAGUCUAUCUUUGAAUAUUGA